CAUGAGCACCACCACACCUUUUACCUUUACCUGCAGCUGCUGCUGACUUUCUUUGUCUGAGAGUGUGUGUAAAAAGUAUCGAUAUGAGAUGACCUGAAGCAAAGAUCAACCCCAUCAUCCAGAUCAAAAGCGUUUUCUGUGACAGCUGCAUGUCCCACCCCACAGCCAUCAUGGAGGAGGUAGCAACAGAUGAUAUCUAUGCGUACGCUCUGUCCAAGACGCUGACAAAGGUUUCCUCACCAGCAACAGUGGGUCUCUACUCUUCUUGUCAGGAUCGACUGGAUGUGAUUCUCAAUAAGAUGGAAGUAUACACAAGUCGGGAAUCCAUAAGGAUUGAACAAAGAUCCAACAAAAGUUCAAAGCCCCGUGCAGCCAAGCUGUCAUUCACAGGCCUAAUGUCUCUCAUCUGGAAGCUGCUCUUCUGCACACCAGUCUGGACCAAACAGAACCAGAAUCACCAUAAUGUCAGGUUCAUUUAUGUGAAUUUCAGCGCUUGGCAUUUUGCAGGCUGUGACCUACUAUGGGCUGGGAUUGCCAUACGGUUGUUUCACGCCAUGCAGAUGAACUUUGGGAAACUGGCCCUUGCACUCUACCGUGUUACUCAAUACGACGAAGAGGACGAAGUGAAGGAAAAGGUGGUGAAAGAUGGCCCCAAAAACUGGAUUUCCAAGAAAGUUUGCUGCUGCCCCCUGUGGUUUUUCAUCCUGUCCAUCAUUGCUGUCCCUGUAGUCCUUGUAGUUGUCCUGUUUGUUUGGGGUCUUCCUAAAGCUGGUGUAAGCACAGAGGACCAAGAGACUGAUGCGACUAGUGAGGUGGGUGUACUGGAGGGCUUCGUCAUUGCAUCGUUAGGAGUCCCGGCGGCGAGUGCACUGAGGUUUAUCCUGCAGAUGGCCAAGAACCUCAUCUUCAGCCAGGAUCGGAACAUUACAAAGGGAAUGGACAACGACCGGAUCAGCAGCCAAAUGGGUUUUAUGAACGAAGUCAGGAAGGAGAUUUGGUUUCUGACUCAAUUCAUCAAGUUUAUGGAGGUUUUUGAAAGAAGAAGGAUUUGUAUUAUAUUGAAAAUCACUAACCUGGACCGUUGCUCCCCCAAGAAAAUCGUUGCGGUUCUGGAGGCCAUCAAUAUUUUAGUUUCAGAUGAGGGAAGCCCAGUUCUUUCCAUUCUGGCUGUAAAUCCCAAUGUUCUGUUAGAAAAAGUGAAAUUUGCAGAAAGCUGCUUCUGUAAAGAGGACAGAGCUCACGCUCUGCUGAACCGCAUCGUUACUCUGGCCUUCACAGUCCCACCAAUGUCUGAAAAUUUAAAGAGCAACUUAUUUCACAGUCUUACCAAAAGGUCAGGAACAUCUGAAGAUUCCCCCUUAAGGAAGAGCACACACAGGAGAAAGACAUCCUCAAUAGAUCUGUCUGUGGUGGAUAUUGAUGAAUCAAAGGAGUCAAUUCCACUGAUGAACAAUAAGACAGAUACCCUGGAUGUGGACGAAGACGAACUGGAGAAAAUGGUCAAAGGGAUCCUGAGUAAUGCAGAGAAAAAGCUAAACAAGUACAUGUUAGAUGACGCCAUCUCAAUGAAGAGGAUGAUCAACUCAGUCUGGGUAACCUGGAUAAUCAUGAAGGUGUUGAAGAAAGAGUUUCCUGCUCCAGAGCACACUGCAGCAUGGGUGGUCCUAGCCAACCAGUGGCCCUGUCGAUUCAGCUGGAUCAUCCAGUGUGUGGAGGAUGAAAAGCAGAGAGCAGCUAUUGAUCAACAGAACAUGAGCACUGAUGAUUCAAAGACCCUAUGGAGGGUCUUCAGCGAGUCCAGGGAGGAGCUGUAUGUGAUGCGGGCACACAUCCAAGACCUCCUGGAGCAGGACGGGGAUCCUGAAGUGUUCGAAGCGUUGCUCAAGGACGAAGAGUUUGAGUUUACCUUAAAGAACCUGGAGGUGUUUCAAGUGGCGAUGGUGAACCUGGAUCAGUCGAUCAGGAGGGAGCUGGCUCUAAUCAGAGGGACAUCCGGGCUGAAAGACUCGGGCUGGAUGAGGAACGUUGCUCCUCUUCCGGUUACAAGUCUUAUCAAAAUGACCACAGAGGAUAUCUGCAAAGAGAUGGAAAGGAUGGACUUGGAGAGUAAAUACAUUGAUACGGUGAAAGACCAUAAGCUCAAUGGCUCUGCUCUGGUCUUCGGUGAUGCAGAGGAUCUGAAAGCCCUCCUGGGUAUGACGUUUGGCGAAUGGGCAACUUUCAAAUUGCACUUCUUGAGUUUCGUCUCACCUCUCCGGUCACGGUAUGACAACAUGCUGCAGGUACCUUCUAACAACCAGCUGUCAAAGUUUCCGCAUCACGCCCCCCACAAUUACUCAUCUACGCCCAGUCUGUGUUAGCGUCUGCUUUCUGUAACACAACAUACCACCCAUCCACUAAAGUAAAUCUUGAAUAGAACAAGGUUGGAAGUUGUUCUUACAGUGUUUGAAAGUAAAAAUAUUUUUCAACUCUUGCCCAGUUUUGUAUAGCUUUAAAAACCAUGUAACAAUGUGUUAUUUAGCUAUUGAAAUGUCAUGUUUUUUGUACACCUUUUGUUCCUGGCUUCAAGGAUUUGAGCUAAAUUCACACAGUGACAGUUUUCACCCAGAUAUAUUGAUUCACUGCUGAAUUGCAGCUUAAAUGUGUUGAUUGCCAGUUGCGGAGACUUUUUUUUAUUUGGGGGGUGGGGGCAAGAUGGGGGCAAGUCUAUGUCAGGGGCAUCAACAGACUAUGAGAAUUUGUUUCUAAAACCAUUUUCUUGCUACCACUCUAUAAGGGUGGGCACCAGAAUGGAGGACUGGCUGGGUUUGAUCACUGACAGGUUAUCAAACCAGAUCCAAUAAGGAAAUACUAAACAACCAACUUAGAUCAUCACCAAAAUAAAACUAGUACCCCUUUAAAGCAAAGUACUACUACUGUAUUGCAUUCCUUGUGUAACAAAUGUUAUACAUCCCCCUCCACGGGUAGACUUUGCUCUUUCUACCCGUAAGCUAACAUAACCUUUAAAAACAAAUUCAGUGUGGACCAAGUGUCCUGAACAUGUUAUUAACAUGUUGGAAUGAAAGAUCUUUCCAUCCAAUCAUCCAUACAUUUUCCGUCACCCUUAUCCCUAUUGGGGUCACGAGGGGUGCUGGUGUCUAUCUCCAGCAUUCAAUGGGCGAGAGACGGGGUACACCCUGGACAGGUCGGCAGUCUGUUGAAAGAUCUUUCAUUCCCAAGAAUGUAUUAUUUUUAUUUUAUCAGAGCAAUCACAUAGGCAAAAAACAGAAUAAGGUGGUACAUUGUUAGUUCUGUAUCAUUUCCUUCUCUCUGGCUCCUCUCAGAUGUUGUUUCAUGAUAAGUUCUCACUUCCAUUCUAUUUUUUUCAACCCUCUUUAUUGCCUCUGCAUAUCUUAUCUCAUUGAUUGUUUUAACUGACUAGAGUUGCACGAUCAGCCGCGAAGGCGCUGAAAAUAUUCAUGUACCACUUCAGAGGCAACUGAGCACAAUAUUAUUUUUGAAAGCUUUUUAUGGAUUAUCUCUCAGGUUUAACAAUGAAAAUUGAUUUAUUUGGUGCUGGUCCACGAUUUCAAAAAAUGUUUGCUAAAUGUUUGACUUAAACCCUUCUAGAAACUCAACACCAGAGAGUGCCGAGUACAAGUUACAAGUUAUCGCCUUUAAAAAAAUAAAAAUUAAAAAUAGCUCGAUCAUGAAAUCACAUUUGUUAAUUCAUGUAACGUCACUUUAAGCAUCAUGCUUCAGGGUACUUUUAUGAUAUCUAAUAAGGCAGCUCAACACUGUUCAUGAUGCAGUAAAGCUGUAAUUCUUUAUUUCUUGCUAAUAAAUGCAAACUCAAAAAUGGAAUGUAAACACAGUGUUCAA
Fundulus heteroclitus (mummichog) is the source of this 3861-nucleotide messenger RNA. It is a transcript of the gene nkpd1, whose product is annotated as NTPase, KAP family P-loop domain containing 1. The transcript has 6 exons. The record is from RefSeq and is a predicted model, not a curated record. NCBI's taxonomy places the organism in Eukaryota, Metazoa, Chordata, Actinopteri, Cyprinodontiformes, Fundulidae. Bases 150 to 2360 code for a protein of 736 amino acids.